Molecule: messenger RNA, 1087 nt
Organism: Osmerus eperlanus (European smelt)
Lineage: Eukaryota; Metazoa; Chordata; Actinopteri; Osmeriformes; Osmeridae
Gene: ptges3a
Product: prostaglandin E synthase 3a (cytosolic)
Exons: 8
Coding region: 182-658 (158 amino acids)
Biological process (GO): prostaglandin biosynthetic process; protein folding; chaperone-mediated protein complex assembly
Cellular component (GO): cytosol; nucleus
Molecular function (GO): protein-folding chaperone binding; Hsp90 protein binding; prostaglandin-E synthase activity
Source: RefSeq, a predicted model, not a curated record
CGGACCUGUAGUGCGUCACAGCACGAGACGAGAGCAGGGAGUCAUUGACACGGACAGAUUCGGUUUUGGAUUUGGCUGCUCUCUUACUCAUAAUUCGCAGAUAGCAACAAUAAGCAAAUUGGCAGACACGGAGUUACAAUAUUGCUGCACAAAAAGGGAAGAAGAGAAGUAGUGGGACAAGAUGCAGCCUGCAAGUGCGAAGUGGUAUGACAGACGGGACUCUGUCUUCAUAGAGUUUUGCGUGGAGGACAGCAAAGAUGUCAGAAUAAAAUUUGACAAAUCUAAAAUAGAUUUUCGCUGUGUCGGUGGGACAGAUAAUGCCAAACACUUGAACGAAUUGGACCUUUUUGACGCCAUUGAUCCUAAUGAAUCCAAGCACAAACGCACAGACAGGUCUGUGUUGUGUUGUUUACGAAAAACAGAGGCAGGGAAAUCAUGGCCACGGCUAACUAAAGACAAGGCAAAGUUUAACUGGCUCGGUGUGGAUUUUAAUAACUGGAAGGAUUGGGCAGAUGAUUCUGAUGAGGACUUGUCCAGUUUUGAUAAGUUCUCAGAUAUGAUGAACAAUAUGGGAGGAGAUGAUCUACCAGAAUUGGAUGGUGUAGAUGAGCAUGAGCCUGCAGACAGUGAUGAUGAAAAAAUGCCAGACCUUGAGUAGCGGAGCAGAGGAAGUGUUAACAACAGCAACAAGGCAAGUCCCAACGGUUGGUUAAAAAGACUAGAGACAAGAUUGUCACUAAGUGGUAGAGGAAACAUCCCGACUCCUGAAGCAGUUUUCCAUCCCCUCAGAGGACCAUCUCUCUGAACAGUAACAGCCGGACACAGACACCAAGGGCCCUCUUAGCCAUCGGCAGCUCUGUGCUUUGCUGUUCUAUUCUGCAUGGACAAUUCCAUUUCCAUGAUGUGUUGUUGGGUAUAGUUAAUUGUCCAUCUGACUAUAACAAGAUGUGCUAUUGUCUUACACCAUGCUCUCCUUUUUCUUUGCUCAUCCCAAGUGAGGUCCAUAAUUACAAAAAGUGUGAUUUCUAAUGAAGAUGAAGGUUUUAAAGCCGCCUAUUUUCAAUAAAGUUUUCUUUUUUUAAUGAGG